CCAACGAUUGUCACUUCCACACUUAUCGUCAAACGGAUCAGUUCAAUUAUGGCUCACCAAUUUAAAAUUUUCACUUUCCUGGCGGUUUCCGUCUGCCUCGUCCACGGCGCUUUCAUCCUAGAGCCGAUCGGCAAGUCGUACUCCUACGUCUUCAGGAAAGACAUUGCUGGAAGUAGUGGCUUUGGCGACCGGCAGGAGGGUGGAAGAUUUGGCUUCGGUCGCUUCGGUGGCUCUGGGCUGGAAAGCAGCCGCUUCAGUCAGGAUGCUGGACGUUUCGGACAGGAGUCUAGUCGUUUCGGACAAGAGGCUGAGCGCGGCUUUGCUCGUCAGGAAGAAAGCCAGCGAGGACAAGACACUAACCGUUUUGAACAAGAGGCCGAGCGUGCUGGACAAGAGGGUGAACGGUUCGGACAGGAAGGUGCCCGUAUUGGUCAGGAAGGCAGACUCGGCGGACAGGAGGCGCAGCGUAUUUUUAACUCCCAGGAGAAUGUUGGACGUUUCAGACAGGAGGGUCAGCGUAAUGGAGAAGAAGGUGCCCGUCUUAGACAGGAAGGCGGACGCGUAGGACAGGAAGUGCAGCGCGGCUUCAAUGCCCAGGAUGAAGCUGGACGUUCUGGACAGGAGGGUGAACGUAAUGUUCAGGAAGCCCGUAUUGGACAGGAAGGCGAACAAGUCAGACAGGAGACUCAGCGUGGUUACAACGCCCAGGAGACUUUUGGACGUUUCAGACAGGAAGGAGGUCGCCAGGAGGAAGCUGAACGUAAUGUACAGGAAGAGUCCCGUGUUGGUCAAGAAGGUGGACGCAUCGGACAGGAGGCUCAGCGCGGUUUCAACACCCAGGAGGAAGCUGGACGUUCCGGACAGGAGGCUGGUGCUGCCGGACGCGGCUUUGGUAGGCAAGAGGAAAAUCGUCGUGGUGGCGAUUUCUACUCCAGGUUCAAUUUGAACUACUUUGGCAGACAGGAGGGCAGUCGUCGCGUCGAGCAGGGAAACAUCGCCGAGGGACAGCGCAGAGGCAACAACGAGGAGGCGCUUGGACAGGAAAAUAGCCGCUUCGGACAGGAGGCUAGGCGCGGAUUUGGUGGCCAGCAGACCGCCGGACGCCAGGGCGAAGAGGGACGCAGAGGCCAGGCAGGACUCUCUUCUGGCCGCUCCUACGGUCGCGAGCUUUUUAGAUUCUAAAUAUUUGCUCUUGUAAUGAAAUUGUUACUAUUUAUUUUUUGAAGAAAUAAAUAAAUAUUUCAUAAUAUAACUUGUUGUUGUU
Neocloeon triangulifer is the source of this 1264-nucleotide messenger RNA. Its product is annotated as antho-RFamide neuropeptides-like. Bases 49 to 1182 code for a protein of 377 amino acids. The transcript has 3 exons. Lineage: Eukaryota; Metazoa; Arthropoda; Insecta; Ephemeroptera; Baetidae. The record is from RefSeq and is a predicted model, not a curated record.